Messenger RNA from Eurypyga helias (sunbittern), 1789 nucleotides. RefSeq names its product copine-1-like. Lineage: Eukaryota; Metazoa; Chordata; Aves; Eurypygiformes; Eurypygidae. The coding region runs from base 1 to 1623 and encodes 540 amino acids. The record is from RefSeq and is a predicted model, not a curated record. Gene Ontology annotation, cellular component: plasma membrane. Gene Ontology annotation, biological process: regulation of canonical NF-kappaB signal transduction; positive regulation of tumor necrosis factor-mediated signaling pathway; cellular response to calcium ion. Gene Ontology annotation, molecular function: calcium-dependent phospholipid binding. The transcript is spliced from 14 exons.
AUGGGCAGCGGUGCGCCGGGGUGCCCAGCCCAGCUGGUGCCUGGCUUUGAGCGGCCCAGGGGCCUGGGGCUGCCGGUGAAAAGCUGUCUGGGAGGAAUUGUGGUUCUUUUUAUUGUCAGCAGCUUUGCUCCCGUGUUUGUGCAGCUAGAUCGCACAGAGAGGAUCAAGAACUGCCAAAACCCUGAAUUCUCCAAGAAACUGGUUGUGGACUACUACUUUGAGAAAGUGCAGAAGUUGAAAUUCGGCGUGUAUGAUAUAGAUAACAAGUCCUUUGAUUUAAACGACGAUGACUAUCUUGGAGGCAUCGAGUGCACACUGGGACAGGUAGUGUCCAGCUCGGUGUUCACCCGACCGCUGGAACUGAAGCAGGGAAAGCCAGCAGGAAAGGGCACUAUCACGAUUUCAGCAGAGGAGAUUAAAGAUACCAGGGUUGUGUACUUGGAAAUUGAAGCCCGAAACUUGGACAAAAAGGAUUUCUUGGGUAAAUCGGAUCCAUUUUUGGAGUUUUACAAGCAGAGUGAUACUGGAACUUGGCAGCUGAUGUACAGAUCAGAGGUGAUUAAGAACAACUUAAAUCCAUGCUGGAGGAAGUUCAGUGUUCCCUUGCAAACAUUCUGCGGUGGAGAUUUUAAUAAACCUAUCAAGGUGCAGUGUGCAGAUCAUGACAACGAUGGGUCGCAUGACUUGAUAGGCACUUUUGAAACUAACCUGACUCAGCUGCAGAAGGCAGGUGAUGGCUCUCAGGUGGAAUUUGAAUGCAUUCAUCCUGAGAAAAAACAAAAGAAAAAGAGCUACAAAAACUCUGGUAUUAUUAGGAUAAAAUCAUGCAAGAUUGAGACAGAAUAUUCGUUUCUGGACUACGUCAUGGGAGGCUGCCAGAUUAACUUCACAGUGGGUGUAGACUUCACUGCUUCCAACAGAGAGCCCAAGUCACCAGAUUCUCUUCACUACAUCAGCCCAGAUGGGAUAAAUGAGUACCUGAUUGCCAUCUGGAGUGUGGGAAGUGUAGUCCAGGAUUAUGACACGGACAAGCUGUUUCCUGCAUUUGGGUUUGGAGCUCAGGUUCCUCCUAGCUGGCAGGUAUCUCAUGAGUUUGCUUUGAACUUCAACCCCAGCAACCCUUAUUGUCAAGGCAUCCAAGGAGUAGUGGAUGCUUACCGCCAGAUCCUUCCUCAGAUCCGACUCUAUGGACCAACCAAUUUCUCUCCUAUUAUAAACCACGUGGCACGGUUUGCAGCGCACUCGGCACAACAAAGAACUGCUUCACAAUAUUUUAUCUUGCUGAUCAUCACAGAUGGGGAGAUCACUGAUCUGGACCAAACCAGGCAAGCGAUUGUUGAUGCCUCUAAGCUGCCAAUGUCCAUCAUUAUUGUUGGAGUUGGUGAAGCUGAUUUCAAAGCAAUGGAGUUCCUUGAUGGAGACAAUGGUGUUCUGAAGUCCCCGACGGGAGAGCCAGCUGCACGAGACAUUGUCCAGUUCGUGCCUUUCCGACAGUUCAAAAGUGCUCCCCGGGAAGCUCUUUCCCAGAUGGUUCUGGCUGAAGUGCCUAAGCAGCUGGUGUCAUACUAUAAGUGGCAGGGAUGGCCACCUGUGAAACUGCCAGAAAUGAAGAUUGCAGCCUGACCCUGGCCACCUGCAUCGCGGGGGUGAAGAGAGCUGCCUGCACCCGCACUCCCCCUGGCACACUCUGGGUGCUCAGUGCCUCGAGAUUGUACCAUGUCCACUAAUCCUUUCACCUGCUUGUGCUCUCUAUCUUUGAACUUGCCUGUUCCUAAUCGGAAGAAACAUA